This is a messenger RNA of Sodiomyces alkalinus F11, 1092 nucleotides long. Its product is annotated as amidohydrolase family protein. The record is from RefSeq and is a predicted model, not a curated record. The transcript has 2 exons. Gene Ontology annotation, molecular function: hydrolase activity. The coding region runs from base 1 to 1092 and encodes 363 amino acids. NCBI's taxonomy places the organism in Eukaryota, Fungi, Ascomycota, Sordariomycetes, Glomerellales, Plectosphaerellaceae.
AUGGCUGACUAUCCAAUUGUGGACUCUCACAUCCACCUCUUCCCCGAGGCCGAAAUCCCCACCCUCUCUUGGGCCACGCCCGACAAUCCCCUCGCGAAACAACACUCCGUCUCCGAUUACCGUGCCGCCACCGGCUCUCCGACCAAUCUCAAGGGCUUCAUCUUUGUGGAAACGGACCGCGUGCACGACCUGGCCACCGGCGCACAAGAAGGCGACGAAUCCGGUUGGGAAGGUCCCCUCGCCGAGGUUUCCUGGCUCCGACGCAUCGUCGAGGGCACCCCGCGCGAAGGAGAGGGUCACAGGCCCGACGAUGCCCGUCUCUGCCUCGGCAUCGUCCCCUGGGCUCCCAUCCCCAGCGGACCCGAGGUCCUGGAGCGCUACCUCGAUCGCGUCCGCGACGUCGCCGGCCCCGAGACUUGGUCCCGUAUUCGCGGCUUUCGCUAUCUACUCCAGGACAAACCUCACGGCACCGCCGUUCAGCCCGACUUUAUCGAAUCUCUCAAGCUGCUCGGCCGCCGAGGUUUCACCUUUGACCUGGGCGUUGACCAGCACCGCCGCGGAAGGCAGCAGCUAGAAGAUGCCCUCAUCUUGAUUACUUCGGCCCACGAAGGUGUGCCGGACGAGGAGAAGGUAACCGUUGUCAUAAACCACCUCUGCAAGCCCAACCUAGGAAUCAUCAACGUUGCCGACCCGUCCUUCGUCCAGUGGCGCACGAGCAUCUACGCCCUCUCCAUGUGCGCCAAGACAUACAUGAAGCUCUCUGGCGGCUUCUCCGAGAUGCCCACUUCCCUCAUAUCCCAGGACCCGGCCGCCAUCUUCGAGGCCAUCUUCCCCUGGCUCGGUGUCAUCCUCGCCACUUUCGGGCCCCGCCGCAUCAUGUUCGGCUCUGACUGGCCCGUCUGCACCGUCCGCCCUCCCACCACAGUCACCGGCGGCCAGGAGACCCUCGAUCCCAACGCCUGGCGUCGCUGGAAGCUCAUUGUCGAGCGCAUGUGCUACAUGGCCACCCUGGAGCCCGAGGACCAGGCCGAACUGCUCGGCGGCACGGCCAUCAGGGCCUACGGCAUCGACCAAAGUUUAGGGGAAGCCUGA